CCGAGAUACGGGUCGGCGCCAUUGACAGGGAGUGUGCGGCGGGAGUGGUAUAUAUUGAUGGUCUUGCGCCUUGUGUGCGUAGUUUUUUCUUACAUCGACCGCAUCAUCGUCGAGCUGUAAGGAAGCGGGUUUUGAGCUUGCCGUUCUUCUCCAUCCUUUGUCAGGAAAACAAAAAACAUGCGUGAGUGCAUCUCCAUCCACGUGGGCCAGGCUGGUGUCCAGAUCGGCAAUGCCUGCUGGGAACUCUACUGCCUGGAGCACGGCAUCCAGCCGGAUGGGCAGAUGCCCAGUGACAAGACUAUUGGAGGAGGGGACGACUCCUUCAACACCUUCUUCAGCGAGACCGGAGCCGGCAAACAUGUCCCCAGGGCUGUAUUUGUGGAUCUGGAGCCCACAGUCAUUGAUGAGGUGCGCACUGGGACCUACCGCCAGUUAUUCCACCCUGAGCAGCUGAUCACUGGCAAAGAAGAUGCUGCCAACAACUACGCUCGUGGGCACUACACCAUUGGGAAAGAGAUCAUCGACCUGGUGCUGGACAGGAUCCGCAAGUUGGCUGACCAGUGCACUGGGCUCCAGGGCUUCCUGGUCUUCCAUAGCUUUGGAGGUGGUACUGGUUCUGGUUUCACCUCCCUGCUGAUGGAACGCCUGUCUGUUGACUAUGGCAAAAAGUCCAAGCUGGAGUUUUCCAUCUACCCAGCUCCCCAGGUGUCCACAGCUGUUGUGGAGCCCUACAACUCCAUCCUGACCACCCACACCACCCUUGAGCACUCUGAUUGUGCCUUCAUGGUGGACAACGAGGCCAUCUAUGACAUUUGCCGUAGAAACCUAGAUAUUGAGCGCCCUACCUACACCAACCUCAACAGGCUCAUUGGCCAGAUUGUGUCCUCCAUCACAGCCUCUCUCCGAUUCGACGGUGCCCUCAAUGUUGAUCUGACAGAGUUCCAGACCAACUUGGUGCCCUAUCCCCGUAUCCACUUCCCUCUGGCUACCUAUGCGCCAGUUAUUUCUGCAGAGAAGGCUUACCAUGAGCAGCUCUCUGUGGCUGAGAUCACCAAUGCCUGCUUUGAGCCAUCCAAUCAGAUGGUCAAAUGCGAUCCCCGUCACGGCAAGUACAUGGCCUGCUGCCUGCUGUACCGUGGUGACGUGGUACCCAAAGAUGUGAAUGCUGCCAUCGCCACCAUCAAAACCAAGCGCACCAUCCAGUUUGUGGACUGGUGUCCCACUGGUUUCAAGGUUGGCAUCAACUACCAGCCCCCCACUGUGGUUCCUGGUGGAGACCUGGCCAAGGUACAGAGAGCAGUGUGCAUGCUGAGCAACACCACUGCUAUUGCUGAGGCCUGGGCCCGUCUGGACCACAAGUUUGAUCUGAUGUAUGCUAAGCGUGCAUUUGUGCACUGGUAUGUGGGUGAGGGUAUGGAGGAGGGAGAGUUCUCUGAGGCCAGGGAGGACAUGGCAGCCCUGGAGAAGGAUUAUGAAGAGGUGGGGGUUGACUCGAUGGAAGGCGAGGGUGAAGAUGAGGGUGAGGAGUAUUAACUUGUGUGGCCAAGAUAGAUAGAAAAAUAUGAAAUUGUGUUGUCUGUCAAAAGGAAAAACGGAUAAAUGCCUCUUAUUACCUGCUUUACAUGUGUCUACAUUAUCUGAGGUACACUUUAGGACAUUCUGUGUACAACAAAGUAAUGUUGUAGAAGCAUGAAUUGCUCUCCAAAUAAAGACAUUUAUGUAACCCUACCCUCUUGUGGGCCUAAAUAAAAUGACUUCUUCUGU
Messenger RNA from Megalops cyprinoides (Indo-Pacific tarpon), 1764 nucleotides. RefSeq names its product tubulin alpha-1A chain-like. Gene Ontology annotation, molecular function: GTP binding; structural constituent of cytoskeleton. The transcript has 4 exons. NCBI's taxonomy places the organism in Eukaryota, Metazoa, Chordata, Actinopteri, Elopiformes, Megalopidae. Gene Ontology annotation, biological process: microtubule cytoskeleton organization; mitotic cell cycle. Gene Ontology annotation, cellular component: microtubule; cytoplasm. The record is from RefSeq and is a predicted model, not a curated record. Bases 178 to 1533 code for a protein of 451 amino acids.